AACAUUAUACCCUUUAAGGUUUACAAGAAAUUGAACCUAGGUGAAUUAAAAACACUAGGUUAAGUGUAACAUUGGUUGACCGCUCGGUGAUUAGUCUUAGGGGUAUUGUGGAAUAUGUUCUAGUGAGGGUGGACACAUAAUGCGACGGAUUUCAUAAUCCUUGACAUAAGUGACGAUGCGGAUAUGUCCCUCAUACUAGGACGUACUUUCCUUGCCACCGCAAAGGCGUUAAUUGAUGUUAAUGAGGGUAAUUUGAUCUUGAGAGAUGGAGAGGAGCAAAUUACCUUUUCGGUUGACCCUAAGAGUAAGAAGGAUGAUGUUAAGAAAGUGGAAUCAAAUGGUAUGUUUGGAAGUGGAGGUGAGCCACUCAAGGCGAACCCCACUAGUUCUCUCGCUCCUUGUGAUGAUGUGAAAAAGGGAACUAAGGCAGGUACCAAACCCGAAGGAAGGAAGAAGAAAGCGUGGUUUGCAAAUAUGAGAGAUGCCUUUACCCAAAAGAAGGACAAGAGUAAGGAAAAAGUGGCCGACCAAGAAGGCACCCCUUUGGAUUUUAAGAUGGGAGGUGACAAGCCUCGCCCCGAGACCGUGGUGGAUCCAAUCUCAGAGGCCUCGUGCUCUCCAGCAUGAAAGAUCAGCAACGUCGAGCUACAAACGUUAAACUAGCGCGUAGGUUUGUUUUUCUUUUCCUUAUUUUCUCUUUUUUUUAUUGAGUGAUGAGUUCAAGUGGUUGAAUGGUAAUCACCAUGCCAAAAUUGUGUGUCUACUUGUUUUGGAUGUGUUGUGAUUGAGUUAGGGGCACGGUUGAUUAGAUCGAGUCUUGAAAUUUUGGGAAAUGCCCUGUUUUUCAUCAGUUCACUGUUUUAGUUGUAUUACCCAGACUUUUUGGCUCAGGUUCGACCAUAGUAAAUGAACGGUUAUGUACGAA
This is a messenger RNA of Linum trigynum, 925 nucleotides long. The record is from the annotation of a GenBank genome assembly. NCBI's taxonomy places the organism in Eukaryota, Viridiplantae, Streptophyta, Magnoliopsida, Malpighiales, Linaceae.